UGUAUGUUAUGUGACGCAGAAAUAGCAGGAUCCGAAAGCAGCACACAACCAUGUUAUCUGUGACAUGUUCCCAACCCCUCCAUUUCUUCUCAGAAUCUUCUCACUCUAACCAUCGUAGGAUAUUCUCAUUCCAAAAUCCUAAGAUUUCUCUCUCCAAUUCAAAUUCCUCAUUUGGGUCUUCAAGAUUUUCUACAAAUUGGAAUUGGGUCUUCCGCAGAAUCAGAAUUCAUGCAAAAUCUGCAAAAUCAGAGAUAGAUACUGAUCAAAGUGGUCAAAUUCCGGCUGAGAAUAUCACAGCUGCUGAAAAUGGCGGGACUCCAUCUACCAGCUUCUUGUCCAUUCUCUGUCCACUGCUCAAGCUCUUUGGUGGAGGAGACCCUUCUCAAGAGCGGAAUGAAUUUUUGGAGGUAGCAACAUCUUCAUUAUCUACUUUGGCAAGACUUCCAUGGGGAUCAAGAUCACUAUCAGGCAGUGCAAAUGACCAAGAGGCUAUCCAGAACCCUCCAGCAUACUUGCAACUCUUUGAAUUUGAGUCAUGCCCUUUUUGCAGGAGAGUUCGAGAGGCCCUGACAGAACUGGAUCUUUCUGUUGAGGUAUAUCCUUGCCCAAAAGGCUCUUUAAGGCAUAGAGAAAUGGUCAGAAAAAAGGGUGGGAAAGAGCAGUUUCCUUUCCUUGUGGACCCAAAUGCUGGUAUUUCAAUGUAUGAGAGUGGUGAGAUUGUGAAAUACCUGUAUGAGAAGUAUGGUCAAGGAAGAAAACCCUCUAUUGGACUCUUGGAAAGCACAUUGUUCACUGGUUGGAUGCCCACGAUCCUCCGAGCAGGCAGGGGGUUGACAUUGUGGGGAAGAGCAAAAUCAGAACCACCUCCUAGAAAGUUGGAACUUUUCUCGUACGAAAACAAUCCGUAUGCAAGGAUCGUUCGCGAAGCGCUUUGCGAACUAGAACUUCCUUAUAUCCUCUACAAUGUGGGAGAAGGAUCAUCAAAUUCCGAUUUACUCUUUCAAACAUCAGGUUCCAAAGAGGUACCGUAUCUUGUCGACCCCAACACUGGAAUGCAAUUAAGCAACUACAAGAUGAUCUUACCGUACUUGUUUCAGAUGUAUUCAGCCACAAACUAGAUUUCUCCGGCUCAUGUGUCAAUAGAGGCUGAACAAUUCAUGAUCUUUUAUGUUUUGUAAGGACAGUAAUUCCUUAAUGUGUCUAUUAGAAUUUUGCA
Molecule: messenger RNA, 1216 nt
Organism: Magnolia sinica
Lineage: Eukaryota; Viridiplantae; Streptophyta; Magnoliopsida; Magnoliales; Magnoliaceae
Exons: 10
Coding region: 51-1118 (355 amino acids)
Cellular component (GO): chloroplast
Source: RefSeq, a predicted model, not a curated record